Messenger RNA from Tetranychus urticae (two-spotted spider mite), 2773 nucleotides. Its product is annotated as cuticlin-1. Lineage: Eukaryota; Metazoa; Arthropoda; Arachnida; Trombidiformes; Tetranychidae. The record is from RefSeq and is a predicted model, not a curated record.
UUUCCUAAUAGAGUAUCAUUUGUUUCUCUGCUCUGUAACAGCUCAUAUAAACUUUACCUUUUCAUUUUUAUACACUUUUCAACAUUGUUUUAUGUUACCUUUAUAUUGUAAAGUUAAUUGUGAUUGUCAACCAAAUCAACAAGACCAAGAAAAGUCACCAACCAAACCAAGUUAACCAACAUUCAACAUCUAGCAAAGCCCACUCUCUUCACCAUCACCAUCAUCGAUCUCUCCAGUCUGGCCAAAAUUAUCGAUCAAUAUUUUGGCCUUAAAAUCGUUGAAGAGACAGAGUGAGAGAGAGAGUGGCUGUGUGUGUGAGAGAGAGGGAGAGAGCGAGAGGAAGAAGACAAGGAAGAGAGGUUCUAGAGGUAAAACUUACUUUUGGGUUUGGUUUGCCUUGACAUCGGAAAAUGACCAGAAAAUUAACCAAAAUGGAUCAUCACCACCAUUAUAAUCACCAAUUGAAUUAUAAUUAUGUUAGUUUAUUAAAUUUCUUUUGUUCAACUCUACUGUUAUUAUUGUGUUCCCAUGUGAUGUCCACUGUCUCUAUGGAGACUGGACCAGGAUCAGAUGUUCACAUUGAGUGUAACAGUAAUAAUAUACAGGUUACAAUUAACACGGCUUCAACAUUUAACGGAAUGAUUUAUCCAAAAGGACUUUCAACAAACUCAUCGUGUAUGGUUGAGUUCAACAGUCAAGACAAUGUUACAUACGUUUUACCCUUAAGAUCAUGUAAUACAAUGUCAACCGAUGUGGAUGAUGGAGUUGAAUAUUUCAAUACAGUUGUAGUUCAACCUCACCGUAAACUGGUCACCAAUCAAGGUAAAGGUUAUCACAUUCGUUGUCGCUAUCAAACGAAGGAAAAAACAAUCGCAAACUCCUUCAAUGUUAGUACUUUGGGAACUACUCCAGUCAUGGCUACAGCUCCAAUGCCAAGCUGUUCAAUGAAAAUCUUUAUGGCCGAUACUUCUAAUGAAAUUGUUGCGGAAAAUGUUAAAAUUGGUGAUCGUUUAACGUUAACUAUUGCCAUUGACAAUCAACCCGUUUAUGGCAUGAAAGUAACUAAUUGUUUGGUUCGGGACGGCCUCAAUUGGGGAGAACAGCCAUUACUUAACGAUGAAGGAUGUCCAGUUGAUGAUGAAAUCAUGGGUCCAUUUGAAUAUACCAAUAAUUUAACUCGUGCUGUAGUCUCAUUUCAAGCUCACAAAUUUCCUUACACUGCAUCUGUCUAUUAUCAAUGUAAUGUACGGUUGUGUCUUAAAGAGUCGGGCGGAUGUGAUGAUAUUCCUCCAGAUUGUGACCGAAAUGGCCUUAACUACAGACGAAGAAGGCGACGUGAUACUGAUGUUGAGGGUGAUGCUAAUAUUGCUCUGGUUCGCCAAGAUGACAUAAGAGAUUUAAGUGUAGAGGUGUACUCUGGUUUAUAUGUAAAUGAAGCCGAGGAAGAAGAAGAAGUGGAUAUCAUCUCACCACGUCGAGUUGCCACCGAACAAGAAUUUUGUAUAUCAAUGAGAAAAUUUGCAGUUGGUGUCGCCAUUGCCAGUUUACUUCUAAUGUUAGCAGUUAUCCUUUUAGUCGCCUGUAUUCUUCAACGAAGACGCCGUCGAAAGGAUGCAUCAACCAGUGCAAGCUCAAUCUACUCUGGGCCAUACUCUAAUCGUGCCUACGGUCGAGAUUAACUCCGUUUUUCUCUUCACUUUUCCCUUCUCUCCUAACCUUUCCACUUCUCUUCUUAUUCUCCCACCUAAUUGCUGUAUUCGUUCGGGCGUGUAUUGUUUACGUGGCUUUGAGGUUCUCGUUUCCGUUCACAUCGUCACAUUCACUUUACUUGCAAUCUUCCAAGUUCACUUACAUUUUUUUUCUCCUUCCAUCUUUUUACGAUCCAACCACAUCCAACAACAAUUAUCUACCAAUGUAAAUUAUUAUUACUGCUAUUAACUCAUCCCAAUAUUAUAUAUAUUAUCAAUAUAAUAGUAUAUUCAAUAUUGGAGGAAUCAAUCAGGAAAUUGUUUUCUUUCUUUUUCCUCUUCUAUUGAAAUACUCUUGCCUUGUAAAUGAAACUGAACCUCACCACUGAAUCUUAAUACACGUACAUCGCUCAUCCCGGUCAUCUGAUCUACCUUUACCUUUUUCCUUUCUUUCCUUCUUUCUCUUGCCGCCAAUAUUGACUCUCAUUCAUCAAAACCUGCAUUCAUCAUUAUCAUCACCAUCUUUUACUUCAUCCUCCCUUCCUGUUUUCCUCACCUUUAACUCACCAUAUUUCCUUUCCUUUCCUCUUUCUGUUUUAUCUCCAUCCUCACGACUCUCAUCGUUAUUUGUUGAUGAUUAUAGUUUCUCCUAUUGAAUGAGUCAAUAUUAAUUCAAUUACAAUUGAAAGAUUGAAAGAAAGAAACAGAUUGUUUUUAAGGUAACCAGUAUGAUCACGUUGAGUGAUUUUAAUCCAACGAAAACCCUUUUUCUAUCUUUUCUAAUCUUCCUCUCACUAACCCUUCUCUAUCCUUUUUUAACCUAUCAAACAAUGAACGUGCAAUCAUGAACUGAUAACACAAAAAAUGAACCCUUCAUAUGUAAUGAUUAUUUUCAUUGACUAUGUGAAAACAAAAUCUAAUUUUAUACAUACAUUUUUUUACCAAAACCAUGGCCGGGUCAUUGAAAAAGGUGGUCUAUUCUUGCUGUGCAAGUCUAGAUUGACCGCUUUUCUAGUGCCUUUCUCAUUAACAAAUUCACAAUUAUUUAUUAUUACCAAAACAAUUAAAAUCAAAGAAAAACAAAA